This is a messenger RNA of Tinamus guttatus (white-throated tinamou), 4644 nucleotides long. Lineage: Eukaryota; Metazoa; Chordata; Aves; Tinamiformes; Tinamidae. The record is from RefSeq and is a predicted model, not a curated record.
GUACAUCCUGCUCCAAGAAGAGGGAAGCGUAAAGGCAGGAUCGUCCCCAGGAAACGUUGCUCCAGGUGCCUGUCUGUCUUAUGUCCACUCGGGAAUUGGUGUCCGUGAAGAAUGACGUCAAGAGGGGCUGGCACUGCCUUCUCAAGGAAGAACUACAGGCUGAGCACGGAGCCGGAGAAGUCCAAGGUCACAGGGAUUGUGAACAGCAGGCUGCUGAAUGAUUAUCUGCAUCGUGUCUUCACCAGUGCUGAUGGGGUCCAGCCUGCAGCUGCUUACAGAAAGCAUCUGACGUUCCAGAACCUGCAGGAACACCUUGACCGAUUGCUAGCAGAGGAAAAUGGCUUUGAAGACGGUCGAGAUCAGGCAGCCGAGGGCCGGCUCGGUCCCUCUCCUGUGGUGCUGGACCACACAAGCGGUUUUGAGGGGCUCCUGCUGGUUGAUGAUGACUUACUUGGGGUGAUUGGCCACAGUAACUUCGGCUCCAUCAGGGCCACGACGUGCGUAUAUAAAGGGAAAUGGAUCUACGAGGUGCUCAUCUCCUCCCAGGGACUCAUGCAGAUUGGCUGGUGUACGCUCAGCUGCAGAUUUAAUCAGGAGGAAGGAGUUGGAGAUACACCAGAUUCCUACGCUUACGAUGGAAACAGGGUGCGCAAGUGGAACGUGACUACUACCAACUACGGCAAAUCUUGGGCAGCAGGUGACAUUGUCAGCUGUCUGAUAGACCUUGAUGAGGGCACCAUUGCCUUCUGCUUGAACGGCAUAUCUCUGGGAACCGCUUUCGAUAACAUCACCAGGGGUGCUGGAAUGGCUUAUUUCCCUGCCAUCAGCCUGUCGUUCAAAGAGUCUGUUGCUUUUAACUUCGGCAGCCGCCCGCUCCGCUAUCCAGUGGAAGGCUACCGCCCCUUGCAAGAUCCUCCUGUUGCAGACCUCCUGAAGGCUCGCAAGCUCUUGGGCUACCUGAAGAAUGUGAUCCAUAUCGGGAUAGAUGUGACUGAAGGGAAGCUGGUGGAGAAGGACACGUCCGUGUGGCAGCUGCAGGGAGAACCCACAGUGCUGAUUACGUUAGCCCACAUCUUCAAUUACUUUGCCCCUCUUAUGUGCAAGGUGUACCUGGUCGAAGAUGUGCUCAUGACCUUCCUGUUGAGUAUCCUGGAGCGAGGAGGAGCAGUGGAGGCCCAUCCCCUUAUCCAGCAAUUGCUGGAUCUCAUGUGGCUUCUCAUGGAGGAGUAUGAAGUGCAUGAGUGCCUCAAGCAGUUACUGAUGUCCCUGCUACGGGCUUACAGGUUCUCCCCCAUCAUCCCAGACCUGGGAUUACAAAUUCACUACCUCCGUCUCACUAUUGCAGUCCUGAAGCAUGAGAAAUCCAGGAAAUACCUACUCAGCAAUGUUCUCUUUGAUGUACUCCGUUCGGUUGUGUUCUUCUACAUCAAGAGCCCUCUACGUGUGGAGGAGGCUGGUUUGCAGGAGCUCAUUCCCACCACGUGGUGGCCAAAUCGCUUCACCAAAGAGGGCAAGGAGAGUAAGGAAGUGAAGGAGGAGAGCUCCGAAGAGAGGCUGAGGCGGCGGGCAUAUGAAAGAGGCUGCCAGCGGCUCAAGAAACGCAUCGAAGUGGUGGAAGGUCUCCAGGUUCAGAUUCUGAAGUUGCUGCUCAACAAUAAAGACAGAGGAGGGGGGGAAGCCUCCAGAUACAUCUUCCUAAACAAAUUCCGCAAGUUUCUUCAGGAAAAUGCUAGCAACAGAGGGAACUUGACCGUGCUGUGCCCUCCGGAGUACAUGGUGUGCUUCCUGCACCGGCUCAUCGCCGCCCUGCGCUUCUUCUGGGAUGGACACAAGACGAAGAGCCCUGCCGCCCUGAGCAGCGAAGAGGCAUAUGUCCCUCCUCAGCUCUUCUAUAAUGGGAAGGUGGAUUAUUUCGACCUGCAGCGACUUGGAGGUCUGCUGUCUCAUCUCAAGAAGACUCUGAAAGAUGACCUGGCUGCAAAGGCCAAUGUCGUGAUUGACCCUGCAGAGCUGCAGGCAGUUACUAUGGAUGAUCUUGAUGAAGACGAGGAAUCAGCAAUGUCAGCAGCCCAGUCUCAGCGUCCUUCUGCUGCGCUGGCCAUCGGUGGGGCUCUGGCGAGACCCGGCUGGCUCAGCUCCCCCACACUGGGCCGUGCCAACCGUUUCCUCAGCACCGCAGCCGUCAGCCUGAUGAACCCGCGGCGGCCGCUCGGCGCCCUCGAGAAGAUCAAAGUGCGCACGCUGAGCGUGGAGCAGCGCACGGAGGAGGACAUUGAAGGCAGCCAUGGAAAUGAGGGUCUCUUACUGGGCAGACCCCCAGAGGAGCCGGAGCAGCCCAUCACAGAGAACUCCCUCCUGGAAGUCUUGGAUGGGAUAGUGAUGAUGUACAACCUCAGUGUCCACCAGCAGCUUGGGAAGAUGGUUGGUGUGUCAGAUGAUGUGAAUGAAUACGCUAUGGCAUUGAAAGACACAGAGGAAAAAAUCAGCCGUUGCCCAAAGAGGAGGAGAGACAUCCAUGAAGAACUGCUGAAGAGCCAGAAGGUGUUCUCUGAGAAGCUCAAUCACCUAAGUCGUCGCCUUGCCUGGAUCAAUGUCACCAUCUAUUCAAAGGAGAAGAUGCAGGACAUAUACUGGCUGCUGCGUGUGUGCAUCCGCACCAUCGAGCACGGCGACAGGACAGGCUCGCUUUUUGCUUUCAUGCCCGAGUUCUACCUCAGCGUGGCUAUGAACAGCUACAGUGCACUCAAGAACUACUUCAGCCCGGUCAACAGCAUGGAGGAACUUCCAGGCUACGAAGAGACCCUGAUGCGCCUUGCUGCCAUCCUGGCCAAGCACUUUGCCGACUCAAGGAUCGUGGGCACGGACAUCCGAGACUCCCUGAUGCAGGCGCUGGCCAGCUAUGUGUGCUACCCCCACUCCCUGCGAGCUGUUGAGAGGAUCCCAGAGGAGCAGCGAAUCUCCAUGAUGAGGAACCUCCUGGCUCCCUACGAGCAGCGGCCCUGGGCGCAGACCAACUGGAUCCUCGUGAGGCUGUGGCGGGGCUGUGGCUUCGGGUACAGAUACACACGGCUCCCACACCUGCUGAAAACCAAGCCUGAGGAUGCCAGCCUCCCUAGCCUGCAGAAGCCGUGUCCCUCCACCUUGCUGCAGAGGCACAUGGCCGACCUGCUCCGCGGCGACCGCGACUUGGCUCCCAGCUUCCUCAACAGCGUCCUCAACCAGCUGAACUGGGCUUUCUCCGAGUUCAUCGGCAUGAUUCAGGAGAUCCAGCAGGCAGCGGAGCGCUUGGAAAGGAACUUUGUGGACAGCCGCCAGCUGAAGGUGUGUGCCACGUGCUUCGACCUGUCGGUGAGCUUGCUUAGGGUGCUGGAAAUGACCGUCACGCUGGCGCCCGAGAUCUUUCUCGACUGGAAUCGCCCAUCAUCAGAACUGCUGCUCCGGAGGCUUGCCCAGCUCUUGAACCAGGUGUUGAACCGUGUGACAGCAGAAAGGAACUUGUUUGACAGAGUGGUCAACCUCCGUCUGCCCGGGCUGGAGAGCGUGGAUCAUUACCCGAUCCUUGUGGCUGUGACAGGGAUACUGGUCCGACUGCUUGUGGACACCGAUGCUCAAGGGAAGACCACGUGCUUGUUGGCGCUGGCCUUGCGGCUGGGCCCCUCGGUGGCUGGCGGCGUGGCGCUGAGGAUGGAGGACUGGGCGCUGCACUCCUGCGGAGGGCUCCGCGGGGCCGCCUUCCUGCCGCAUUUCAGGCAGCGGCACGGCGUAGAGGCCGUUGCGGAUGUUCUCCGGCAGUGCUGCAAGCUCCUCCACGGGGAUGCUGCUCAGGUUGCUGCUGGAGAGGUCCAGCGUGCGCAGGCUGUAGUUGCCAAGGCCGUGCACGGAGCGGAAGGGGAAAUGCGUGAGGUUAUUCCAGCUCAGGUACACUUUCCGCAAGCCGCUCAGCUUGGCAAAGGCGUUUUCAUCGACCCGGGCGAUCCAGUUGUUGUAGAGCAGCAGCUCCUCCAGGCUCAGCAGCGCAGCAAAGUAGUGGCUCUUGAUGGCGCGCAGGCGGUUGGAGGACAGGUCGAGGUGCCGCAGGUGGGAGGCAUUGCGGAAGGCCUGCGCGGAGAGGUCCCUGAUGUGGUUGUGGCUCAUGUGGAGGGCCUCGAGGUGCGGCAGGGCGGCCAGCCAGCCGUCGGGGAGCUGCGUGAGCACGUUGUGGCUGAGGUCCAGCGUGCUCACGGUGCGGGGCAGCGCGCGCGGGACCUGCUGCAGCGCCCGCUGGCUGCAGCUCAGCAGGUCGGAGGUGCAGAUGCAAACAGCCGGGCAGGUGCGGGGGACCUGGCCACGCACCCACAGCGCCAGCAGGCGCCGCAGAUUCGCCAGCCACUCUCCAGGGCGCCCAGCCUGGCCUGGCCCCUUGCUGACCCCCUGGCGCUUCCUCCGCAGCCCACGAGCGAGGAAGACCUGUGCCCCAUCUGCUACGCACACCCCAUCUCGGCCAUCUUCCGGCCCUGCUCCCACAAGUCCUGCAAAGCCUGUAUCAACCAGCACCUGAUGAACAACAAGGACUGCUUCUUCUGCAAGGCCACCAUCACGGGGGUGGACGAUUUCACCAAGCCCCCCAGCUCGUAGCCCCCAGCCCCACUCCCCGGGCCCGCCUGG